GUAAGUCGUUAGCGCCAUCGCGUCAUUCCCGCCGCCGCCGCCGCCGCCAUGCCGCCGCUCGCCCGCUCGCUGCUCGCGCUCGCCGCGCUGCUCGCCGCCGCCGACGCUAGGGCGAACCCUUUCUGUGACUUUGCUAUGAUAGGUGAUGUGACUGACCGUCCUAUUACAUUUCACCUGACUGUGGCUGGCGGUGUAACCACUACGAUUCCUGAUAAAUGCGCCAUGCCAGGAAGUGAGUUAGCGGGCGAGUCCAUCAACGUAUGCAACACGCCCUCGUCUAAACCCCGAAUUCAACUUGCAUUGGGCAGCGAUUUAAAUUUUUCUCCCAUUUACAUUGACUGCCCAGGCAACAUUCCGGGAUGUUCGAGCCUCGAUGUGCGGGUGACGCAGUUCUGCAAGCCAGCCGGCCUGCCACCGGUCGGAUUAUAUUAGUAUCUUUUGUCACCAAUAUUAAAUAAAGAUAUUGGGUUACUAAAA
Cydia pomonella (codling moth) is the source of this 477-nucleotide messenger RNA. RefSeq lists its product as uncharacterized. The coding region runs from base 49 to 432 and encodes 127 amino acids. The record is from RefSeq and is a predicted model, not a curated record. Lineage: Eukaryota; Metazoa; Arthropoda; Insecta; Lepidoptera; Tortricidae. The transcript has 3 exons.